Molecule: messenger RNA, 1850 nt
Organism: Carassius carassius (crucian carp)
Lineage: Eukaryota; Metazoa; Chordata; Actinopteri; Cypriniformes; Cyprinidae
Product: syntaxin-11-like
Exons: 3
Coding region: 241-1116 (291 amino acids)
Biological process (GO): exocytosis; intracellular protein transport; synaptic vesicle fusion to presynaptic active zone membrane
Cellular component (GO): presynaptic active zone membrane; synaptic vesicle; SNARE complex
Molecular function (GO): SNAP receptor activity; SNARE binding
Source: RefSeq, a predicted model, not a curated record
UCUGUGCGUUACGUAAUCACUCACAUGCGGUGUUGGGCAAUAAGAAGUGAAAUAUCAUCAAGUAUUUUUUUAUUUUUCUUGGACAGACGAUAGCGUGAUUUUCGUAACUUGCAAAGCGGAUUUGUCAAGGAAUGCACAGAGAAGGACAUACUUCGAGGUUUUCAGUGACACAAGUGUACUUUUCCAGAAGUCGGACGUUUUGACGUGUGGGUUACGUCUAACAAGUCCUAUAUUUCAGUCAUGAGGGACAGACUUGGACAUCUCCAGGCAGUAUCACUGUCUAAUGGCACUGCAGCAGAACAUGAAACUGCCCAAUCUCUCCCUCCAUCAGAAAACACAGACUAUGAUGACCCUCCUCAGGACCCCAGCACCAACCCUGACAUGGAAGCUGUCUUUGAUGAGGCACAGGAGGCUCGUCGUCAGAUUCAGUACAUCCACCUGGAAGUAAAGCGUCUCAGGGAGCGAAACUCACACAUUUUUACAGGCGCAGUCUGCUCUAGUGCUUCAGAUACCAGUGACUCUAAUGUUAUUGCAGCUGACAUCAAAACACGUGGACAGGAGAUGCUCGUGCACCUUCGCAAGAUGGAUUCCCACAGGAAAGAGUUAGAGGAAAAGUAUGGCGUCAAUUCACCGAUGACGAGAAUCGCCCGAACACAGUAUGCCAGCAUAAGCAACAGUUUUCGUUAUGCCAUGGUGGAGUACAAUGACGCUGAGAUGAGCCAUAGGGAGUCCUGCAAGGCGUAUAUUCAACGUCAGAUGGAGAUUGUGGGCCGAGAGGUCACAGGUGACCAGAUCGAAGAGAUGUUGGAGAGCGGUCAGUGGAACGUCUUCAGUGAGAACAUGAUUUCUGAAGGUAAAACGGCGCGGUCUGCACUCAUUCAGAUUGAGAGCCGACAUACGGAACUGCUGCAGCUAGAGAGACGCAUACAGAGCCUUCAUGAGGUUUUUCUGGAUGUGGCCAUGUUAGUGGAAGAGCAGAGUUCAAUGAUAGACUACAUUCACACCAAUGUUCAAUCAACUGAGGUGGAGGUCAAGGACAUCCUUGUGAAGCUGGAGCGAGCCAAGAGACAUGACAGGAGCAAUCCGUUUAAGAAAAUGUUCUUCUGGAAACGAUGACAUGGACAUAGAUAGCACAAUGUCAAAAAUACAUACUAAGUGAUUCAGUUUUUUUGGUUUAUGUUUUUAUGUUCCUAUUCCUUAUUUUAGGCAAAUUUAUAUUCAUCUUCAUAUAUUCAUUCAGAAAAAUAAACUUUUAAAUUUUUUUUUUAACAUAGACUUCACUCUGAAAUAAGUCAGUGUUAUAAAUAUUCCAGUAAUUUGUAGGGUUUUUGACACCAGGAAUUAUCUUAAAUACUUACAUUUUUAAAGCUUGCAGUUUUGGCAAAUAACUCAUUUUGUGCCUUUGGAGAUUUGGAAAUCCUUUUUUUCUGUGGUUUGUACUUCAUCAAGUGUUUAUUCUUAUGUAAAAAGUAUUUUGUCAAUAUAACGGUACACUUUUAGAUAAUAAGUUAGGUAUUGGAUGGUGGUUAGAUGUAAUGGAUCCAACUAUUUCAUGUGUACACAAAUCUUUAUCAGCUGUAUCUCAUUUGGUGUGCAUUUAUUCAAAGUUUUGCAGCAUAUGUCAUAAAUAAGAGUGUAAUUUUGUUACCUUAACUAGAUCCCAUAUGCCUACCUCGUGUGAAACGUGAUGCCCCCUGCUCACAACUAUUAAAAUAACACAUGCCAGGAUAAAAACUUUCUGACAAAAAGUUGCUAAAAGGACGGUGCUGUAUAAUACUUUGUUAAAAUUUUGUUCCAGGGCCAACUGUAUUAUGUAUGGUGAUGCAUAAUAAACAUGGAAUAAACAGCAA